This is a messenger RNA of Tarenaya hassleriana, 1291 nucleotides long. Its product is annotated as transcription factor MYB44. Bases 117 to 1226 code for a protein of 369 amino acids. Gene Ontology annotation, biological process: regulation of DNA-templated transcription. The record is from RefSeq and is a predicted model, not a curated record. Gene Ontology annotation, molecular function: DNA-binding transcription factor activity, RNA polymerase II-specific; RNA polymerase II cis-regulatory region sequence-specific DNA binding. Gene Ontology annotation, cellular component: nucleus. The transcript has 2 exons. NCBI's taxonomy places the organism in Eukaryota, Viridiplantae, Streptophyta, Magnoliopsida, Brassicales, Cleomaceae.
AAAACUUCCCGAGACGCGCCCUACGAAUCUAAUUCGAGAGCGCGUGUGUUUCACGCGACCAAACGAACGAGGACAUUGAUUACCUAACAGUUAAGUCCGGUAGGUGAACGGAGGCAAUGGAGGGAGCCUGUGAGAGACGGCCGGAGAUGGUGGGGACGGUGGCGGGAGAGGUGGAGGAUUCAGGCGCCGGAGAAGAUAUGGCGGCGUUUUCCGGGGAGGGGGCGAGUGGUGGAGGGAAGGAGCGAGUCAAGGGGCCGUGGUCGCCGGAGGAGGACGCGGUGCUGAGUCAGCUCGUGAGCAAGUUCGGACCGAGGAACUGGAGCUUGAUCGCUCGUGGAAUCCCUGGUCGGUCCGGAAAGUCUUGUCGUCUCCGGUGGUGUAAUCAGCUCGAUCCGUCAGUGAAACGUAACUCGUUCACCGGGGAGGAAGACCGGAAGAUAAUUGAAGCGCACACUAUUUACGGAAACAAAUGGGCAGUGAUUGCAAAGCUUCUCCCGGGUAGAACAGAUAAUGCUAUCAAGAACCACUGGAAUUCUACUCUAAGGCGUAGAUACAUCAUGGAACUUCAAAAGGCUACGAUGGGAACCGAAAACGUGGCUGAAGAUUCUGUCUUUGACGAGGCCAAAGCCUCAUCUGAAGAAACUUUAUCUUCUGGCGGCGGUUGUCAUACUGCACCUAAAGAGACAACCUCCAUGGAAAUGUCCGAGGAAAAAUGCCAAGACCCUCCCACUCUCUUCCGUCCGGUAGCUCGUAUGAGUGCUUUCAACGUUUACAACCACAUGGACGGAUCCAAAACCGCUUCUUCACUUAUGUCUGGACAGCAUCAAAUGGAAGAAUCUAAACAGGACAACCCAGUUCUUAGAUUACUCGAAGGAGCUUACAACGAGCGGUUCGUGCCUCAACAAUGUGGACGAGGGUGUUGCAGCAAUCUCGGCGAUACUUAUCCUCGAAACUCGGUUUUGGGUCCGGAAUUCGUGGAUUACUCGGAACCAGAAACGAGCCCAAGCUUCGAACUGGUGGCUAUAGCCACAGAUAUAAGCAGCCUGGCUUGGCUGAGGAGCGGAUUGGAGAAUAGCAGCGCAAGGGUAAUGGAUGACGCUGCGAGUAGGCUAAGGCCGAGCGGCUCUCGAGGACGAAAUCUUGGUCAUUAUCAGAACAACAAAGUGGAUAUUCAUCAUGGAAUCUCGGACAGGGGGAAGGAAAUGGCUAAUGUUCUGUCCAUGUAGUUUUAUUUCUUCCAACAAUCAUAACAGAGAAAUAUUCAUGCCUAAUUAAUAUCUCCACUCGUUAA